Messenger RNA from Suillus plorans, 411 nucleotides. RefSeq lists its product as uncharacterized. Lineage: Eukaryota; Fungi; Basidiomycota; Agaricomycetes; Boletales; Suillaceae. The transcript has 2 exons. The record is from RefSeq and is a predicted model, not a curated record. The coding region runs from base 1 to 411 and encodes 136 amino acids.
AUGUCUCUUCAUAGGCUUGUGACUGGAUGCCUUUGUUCUUGGGCCCGCGUUUCAGGAUAUAUUGAGGUUCCUAUCACGGAUGUUCCUGGUGGUGGUUUCGAUAUUACUUUCGUCGAGAGAUAUUUCGGCGCUCAUGCUGAUGUGGGCGAGCACACUGUUGUUGUAUCAGAUCCCGAUGCCGCACAUAAUUCACAGGCAUUUUUGGUCUUUUUUGAUCGCAAUACCCAUGCCAAUGGUGCCCAACGUUGUUCCUAUCUCGUUUUGAAGGUCUCUGAAGGUUCACGUGCUGAGAAUUUGGCGAGAUCAGAUUAUGUCGCCGUUGUUCUAGCAAUUGAUGAGAUUUUGCGCGUUGUCCCUCCCAGCGAAACUGCCGCGGCCUUUGCUCGCAAGAGAACUCUUUCUCGUCCAUAA